AAUUUUGCGAAGGAAUCGAUAAACAAAAUUUGAAUGUGAUGCAGUUACAAACGUAUUAAGCGUUUGAGGCGGGAGAUAUUUUAUAUUAUAUAUAACAAAAGGGUCGCAGAGGCAGCUUUCUUGACGGCGAUUACAUUGUCAGUACUGUAUACGUAUUCAGAAGUCAGAUGCUAGCAUUAAAGUUGUUCACGAGCAUUGGUUGUUUGAUACAUGUGUCUCUGAUAGUUGUCUGAAAAACAUCAAUCAUCAAUUUUUGACAAAGGCGUACGUUGUCGUUUGCUAUGUGUUUAUUGGAUAUUUAUGCUUUAUUUCGCUUGCAUAAAACCAAUUUAGGUGAACGGUUAACCUGACUGACGUGUAGAGCUGCAUUAAAGCUGCAGCGCCAAGCAAACUGGUGCCAACCAACUAAAUGUACUCUAGUGAUAUUUGCCAAAACUAGAGAAGGAAAGAUAUCAAAUUAAUAUAACUAAAUUAAUGAUAGAUUCAUUUCAGUCGAUGUGGCUAAUGUUAUACAAUUGCGCUUGCCUUUAUCAGAUCUCAAUAUCAUUUUUUGUACUCUUGGCAACGCGGAAUACUCGUGACACAAACAUACGUACGUACGUUCAUAUAUAGUUUGUUUUAUAAUUAACAGGGUUGGGGUGAAUAAAAGCUUUCAAUUGUGCACAAGUAACUAACACGAUACGAGUAAAUUGGAUUUCUACACACGGAAGAUAAACCUUUGUUAAUCAGGUGUCCUACGCUCAAAAAUGUCACAGUUUAUUUACACCAUUCCGGUAUUUUGCUAGAAUAGACAAAGGUAAAAAGAAGACGUAAAAUUUAUAUGUUGAUAUAUAAUGUACGUUUAUUUUUUUCUAGUCACAUAAAAAUUGGUUUCCACUUUCUUAUCAAGUAUACUUAAUUUGAUGUUCGUAUCUACAAUUUCUUACUCCUCCGAAGUAUUGUUUGCACUUUCUUACAUUGUUUAAACUUAAUUCUAGAUGAAAUUCAAAAACUUGAAAAACUAUUAUAUGAUUACACUGCUGUUGUCGAUAAAAAUAUUGCUUUUUGUUCGAUUGGCGUUAGGAAAAGUUGAGGUAAAAAAUCGACCUCACAUAGUGUUUGUAUUAGCAGAUGAUUUAGGGUACAACGAUGUUGGUUAUCAUAGAGGUUCGGACAUAAAAACUCCGUGCAUAGAUAAAUUAGCAACCACAGGUACAAGGCUCGAGAAUUAUUACGUGCAACCAACAUGUACACCCAGUCGGACUCAACUAAUGAGUGGACGUUAUCAAAUACACACCGGAAUGCAGCAUAGUAACAUAUCACCUAGUAAGCCUUAUGGACUACCUUUGGAUAACAUUUUACUGCCAGAACAACUUAAAGCUUGUGGAUACAAGACACACAUGAUUGGAAAAUGGCAUCUCGGCUUCUACAAAAACAAGUACUUGCCAUGGAAACGGGGUUUCGACAGUUUUUUUGGAAUCUUAACUGGGGGUGCAUCUUAUUAUUACCACGUCAAGAAAGACAAUGCUUUAGAAGGAUUCACCAUGUACGACUCUCAGUUUGGUCCUACAAUGAAUUAUUUUGGAAAAUACUCAACGGACAUUUACUCUGACAAAGCCAGUGAUAUCAUUACAAGACAUAAUAAAAGCAAACCACUAUUUUUAUAUUUGGCCCAUCAAGCGCCCCAUGCUCCAUUAGAAAACCCACCCGGAUUAUCUAAUCAUUAUGGUCACAUAAGCAAUAAGAAUAGACGAAUAUACGCUCGAAUGGUCUCUUAUAUGGAUAAAUCCAUAUGUAAGCUGGAACGGAAUUUGAAAAAAGCAUCUUUGUGGGACAACACAAUAUUUAUAUUCUCUACUGACAACGGAGGUACACCAUUUUUUGGCGGAAACAAUUGGCCACUGAGAGGGACGAAAAAGACGCUUUGGGAAGGCGGAAUCAAAGCAGUAGGAUUUGUUAAUGGGGGUCAUAUUAAAAAACUGAAGCCCGCAGUUAAUGGACUCUUUCAUAUAAGCGAUUGGAUGCCCACGUUACUACAUGCUUCGAAAUGUCCGAUUUUGAGGAAUACUCCGCCUUUAGACGGGAUUAAUCAGUGGAAUAUUUUAUCACAGAAAGGCAUUUCAAAAAGACGGGAGAUUCUUCAUAAUAUUGAUCCACUGACUAUGGAACUAGUAAGAGAGGACAGAAAUACAACUUUGAACGUAUUCGACGUAAGAAUAAAAGCAGCUAUACGGCACGGGACAUGGAAAUUGAUAACAGGAAAUCCUGGUAUAGGCGAUUGGAUACCGCCUCCUGAAUACGACUUGAAGUCGAUUCCGUCGUCGACACGAGGCCUCGUUCAACUGUAUAAUAUCAGAAAAGAUCCUUCUGAAAAAAAGAAUUUGGCAUCACGCCACCCGGGUAUUGUAACUUGGCUUCUGAAAAAACUUGCACAAUACAACAGCACGUCAGUUCCAGUUGUGUUUCCAGAUUCCUCUACCUUGUCUAAUCCCGAAUUUCACUGUGGAUUUUGGGCGCCCUGGAUGGGCAAAAAAAUAAAGUUUCCUGAAAAAGUUUGUAGUAUUUCGAAGCUUAAAUGGCAACAAGUUGCAAAAUUUUCUCGUUUGUAACAUCGCGAUUUCAAUUUUUUUCUGUGUGAUAAGAAACUUGACUGACAGAAAAAUGGCUGAACUGAAUUUUGAAAUAAGCCAAUAGGUAAAAGUAUUAGCAAACAACUCGGAUUUCUUAUGAUCUAUGACUGAUUUAAUGAAAACAAAUUCAAGUAAGAAUGUUCAAAUGUGGUCAAAUUAUACCUUGGCUCAGUAUAUUUUCAUUAGUAUUAGUUAAUUUUUAUAUUAUAGAUUCAUUAGUUUCAUAUCGCCUAUUUUCUUAAUUGCUUUCUGUGCACCACUUGCUUGCACAGGCUCGUAUUACCAGCAUGUAUGAAAUCGUUUUUGGUUUAUUUUAAAGAUCUGCCUGUUGUAAAACAUGGAGAAUAUUUAUAAUCAAGUUUUUUAGGUUUUUUUUCUGUAUUUUUUAUUGGAGCAGAAUCUAUAUUUGCAAAAAAUCUUAUCACAACAAGCACCAAAUGCGAUGACAACUUACAAAAUCAUCGCUUUAUGUCCGGGCCUGCCUCAGACCAGAGCAAGACGACAACAAAAUCACUCUAAUGCAGGGGUCACCAACCCGUUGCCCGCGGGCACCAAGUUGACCGCGAAGACCACAUGAGUCGCCCGCAGGUCUGUUCCAAAAUAAGCUUAAUAACGGCGUUUAUAAGUAAGCUACAUCAAUUAAUUUUUGUCAUGUUAUUCUUGUAUAAAUCACACUUAUGUCUUAUCUGGGAACUGGGAAUGACACUAUGUUAAUUAUUAUGGUAACGAUCAUCCUAACUUUAAUUUGACCUCAGUAAUGUGACGGGUCAUUUAAUACUCUCCCAAUUAUGACAUCACACAGAUGUCACCUUCUGCGAACCCCCGUUUUUUCGUAUCCGUUGAUUUGUGGAGAAGCAAUGCCAAUAAUACAAUUAUUGAUUUAAAAGAAAAACGAAAUAAAACCUACCAUUUUCUUCCUUUUACCACCAUACAAAGCAGUCUGCGUAUGUCUCAUUUGCGGGGCGAUUAUAGCAACAACAAAGCGAAGAGACAUUUCACAUGUCACUAUCCAUUCGCCAGCGCAGUACGGGCAGAAAAGCCCGACAUUUAAAUCAAACAGCAAUCCUCUGUUACGAGAUCAGUGUUUAGUUCAAGCUAUCUUUGUGAAUCAACAUUUUUUGACAUGAACUUCACAAGGAACUAAGCACGGAAUACGCCUUACUGAUGAAAAUCUGCAAUACUCGCUCAGAGUUACAGUGUCAAGUUACACGCCGAAUUAAUAAGUUACACGUGUUGCGAAAUUUUCGUAAAAUUGUAAAUAUGAAGAAAAUGAAAAAAUAGAUUAUGAAAAGACGUUGAAAUCCCAGGGAAAUGAGAGAGAAAAAAGAUGCAAUCGCUCUGGGACAUUUAAAAUAUUACUUUUACCAUACUGCUUUUCUCCGUGCUAUAUAGAUUAUAAUCACCAAUGGGUUUUCACGAUUUUGCCAUUUGCAAAGAACAGGCUGGUUUAACAGCUUGAUGCAUCUAAUAACUUAUCAUAUCUUGUUGCAUUGUUCUAUAGUCAAGAAUAUUAGGUGGGUAUGAGUUUAAUUAAUACAAAUUUUCAAACGUCUACAUAGCUAAUGAAACAUCUCGGUUAAGAUGAUCUACCGAUCAUGUCUUUAAUUCGACAUUACAUUUCACUGCAUAAGAAAAUCAAAUGGGCAUAUUUUUUGAAAUUUACGUAUUGAAAAAGAGUACUCUAUACUUUGGCCUUCUCUUUCAUUUUAUUUAUAUUGUAGAACCAUCGAACUUCCGAAGCGAAAAAAUAUUGAAUAACUCGUGUGUUUUCAACCUUACGAACAACCAACAGAUAAUCCUCUUGAAUUGUAUGUCAUAAUACGAAUUGAGCUGAGCGAAUACACAGACUCUGUGACAGGAAAAAAGAUAUUUUCUGAAUCCACCAAACCAUGUUAAAUUAUGUAUGGAUGUAAUGUAGAAGAAAAUAAUAACACUACUGAACAUUUCACAGAUGUCGCAAGUACGUCACGCAAGUAAUAUCCGAUAUAUCAUUCUGGUUCACCUCCUACCCAUACCGGUAGUUUGUUUAGAAUCUAUUGUUGUUGUUGUUUCUAUGAUUUGAUAUAAUUGAAUAAAGAUUACAUUUUGAGUUACUCCUUAGCUACAUGCUGCUAUAAUUAACACGAAGGGUUUCGCUGACUAGAUGGCUACUUGAUUAUUUCGUAACCUCUUUUUGUCCGUUUUUGCAAUUUAUUAAAUGUAUUUAUUUUUUUUUCUCGCUUUAUGUUUUAUAUCGGUUUUUGCGCGACGAAAAUAAAUGUCAGAAUCCUUUA
Styela clava is the source of this 4882-nucleotide messenger RNA. The record is from RefSeq and is a predicted model, not a curated record. NCBI's taxonomy places the organism in Eukaryota, Metazoa, Chordata, Ascidiacea, Stolidobranchia, Styelidae.